AUGGCACAAGCGAAGGACUCGCGAGGGAUAGAGAUGGUGCAGACCACGAGCCACCAGCACGACGACGUCGACGACAUCAAGCCUGCCGCGGGCAAGAUCAAGGAAGUACAGGGCGACUCACACUUCUAUGAGACCGUGACGGCUGCUCCACUGAGCCCAUGGUCCAGGACCAGUGUCCAGCUGUACCUGAUCCUCCUCGUCGCCGCACUCAAUGCGACGACCUCAGGGUUUGAUGGAUCGAUCUUCAGCUCCAUCAAUGCCAUGAAACAGUACCAGACGUACUUCCACCACACAGAGCUCGGGUCAAGCACGGGGAUCAUCUUCAUGAUCUAUACCAUCGGCAACAUGGUUGGCUCCUUGUUCACUGGUCCCAUUUGCGACUGGUUCGGCCGGCGAGCGGGCAUGUCAAUCGGAUCUCUGCUGAUUAUGGUUGGAGCGGCGGUGCAAACAGCAGCGAAGAACGACGGCUACCUCCUCGGUGGCCGCUUCGUCCUGGGCUUUGGCGUCUCCAUUGGCACGAGUGCUGCCCCGACGUAUGCCUUGGAGCUCGCACCUCCUCAGUGGCGGGCUAGAGUCGUUGGCUACUACAACACAUUCUUCUACACCGGUUCCAUACUCGCAACAGGCGUCGCAUACGCCUGCAACAAAGCCGAUGGAGAGCUAGCCUUCCGCCUCCCACUGGCCCUCCAGCUCGUCCCACCAUUCUUCAUCAUGGCAGGGUGCCUCCUCAUCCCAGAGUCGCCCCGCUGGCUGACGAUGUGGGGCAAGCGAGAGAAGGCAGCCCAGAUCCUCGCCAAGUACCACGGCGGCGGCGACCCGGAGCACCCGGUGGUGAAGCUGGAGCUGCACGAGUUCGAGCAGGGCAUCGAGCGGCAGAAGUCGUCGGGCAUCUUCAACUUCUGGCCCCUCGUCAGCACGCACAACGCGCGCUGGCGGUUCCUGAUGAUGGCCUUCAUGUCCGUGUUCGCGCAGCUCUCGGGCAACUCGGUGCUCACGUACUACCUCCCGUCCAUGUACACCCUCCUCGGCGUGACCUCGACGGAGCGCCGCCUCCUUCUGACCUUUAUGAACUCGAUCGUCUCUUGCGCCGGGGCCGUCGCCGGCUCGGCGACCAACGACAGCAUCGGCAGGCGGACCAAGCUCUGGGUUGGCAGCAUCGUGUUGGCCGGGCUGUUUGCCGGCGUGACUGGGUUCUCGAGCCGCUUUGAGAACAAGGCGAACCCCGGGCCUGCACUCAGUAAUGGCGGGGUGGCGUUCAUAUUCUUGUUUGGUUGUGCGUAUUCGUUUGUCUACACCCCGUUGACGGCCACGUAUUGCGCUGAGGUGUUGAACAACCCCAUGCGGGCAAAGGGUAUGGGAAUUCACGUAAUCCUGUCCAACUGCGCGAACCUCUACAACACCUACGUCACCGCCGUUGCACUCGAAGCCAUCGACUGGCACUACUACUUCGUCUUUGUCGGGCUGAACCUGGUCUACAGCCUGGUGUGGUUCAUGUUCGGCGUCGAGACCCGCGGCCGCACCCUCGAGGAGCUGGACGCGGUGUUCGAGGCCAAGUGGCCGCCCCGGGCGGCGCUGAGGAAGACGGUCAUGGUCAAGAAACAAGACGGACACCUGGAGGGCCUGUCCACGGAGGAUCAUGCAUGA
Diaporthe citri is the source of this 1644-nucleotide messenger RNA. RefSeq lists its product as uncharacterized. Gene Ontology annotation, cellular component: membrane. Lineage: Eukaryota; Fungi; Ascomycota; Sordariomycetes; Diaporthales; Diaporthaceae. Gene Ontology annotation, molecular function: carbohydrate:proton symporter activity. Gene Ontology annotation, biological process: transmembrane transport; carbohydrate transport. The record is from RefSeq and is a predicted model, not a curated record. The transcript has 5 exons. The coding region runs from base 1 to 1644 and encodes 547 amino acids.